This is a messenger RNA of Gallus gallus (chicken), 16834 nucleotides long. RefSeq names its product protein phosphatase, Mg2+/Mn2+ dependent 1A (gene PPM1A). NCBI's taxonomy places the organism in Eukaryota, Metazoa, Chordata, Aves, Galliformes, Phasianidae. Gene Ontology annotation, biological process: negative regulation of canonical NF-kappaB signal transduction; positive regulation of canonical NF-kappaB signal transduction; positive regulation of canonical Wnt signaling pathway. Gene Ontology annotation, cellular component: cytosol; nucleus. The transcript has 6 exons. The record is from RefSeq and is a predicted model, not a curated record. Gene Ontology annotation, molecular function: manganese ion binding; protein serine/threonine phosphatase activity; magnesium ion binding. The coding region runs from base 7859 to 9025 and encodes 388 amino acids.
GCCUUUGGAAGCGACGUCGUGCGAGCAAAGGUUGCGGUGUGGCUGCGGGGACGGAGAUGCAGCCUCCGCCGCUGGAAGUUGUGCGGUGCUACGAAGCUCAGCUUCCCAGCUGCAUCCAUCCCCCGUGUCACGGCGGUUUGCCUCGCCGUGGUCUGAGGGAGGCACGGGGCUGGGUCGUCGUUUCGGGACCUAUUUCGUAGGCAUCUCUUAGAUAUCUGCGUGUUUGUUUUGCGCACGUUGAAAUGUUUCAGUGCUGUGCCACGGGUAUGGCAAAAUCCUGCUGUUGCAAAACCACCUAGCGCUCGUGAGGAACUUAUUUCUGCUCCGUACCUUUUGUUGGGUGAGGAAAUGGUGGUUGUGUGGUCACCAUAAGGCUGCGUGUGUCACGCUGAAGAAUUAUUUUCCUCCUUUUAAGCAGAUGGCAGUCUUAAAUGAAAUCCUGGGAGCAGUAGGCUUUAGCUCUGUCCUCUUCAGUGUUAGGUGAUUUUUCCAUAGAUCGUGAUUGAUAAUGACAGAGUAAGUAGAAUCAUCUUGUAAAGCAGGGAAGUUCUAACCCUUGUGAUUCUAGGAGCUUACUUUCCAGAUAGGAUCAGUGUGACCUUUUGCUGAUUCUCUACACGUACUGCUUCCGUGCCCAGGUGGCUGCUGAAGGAUUCGUGAGGCCCCAGUGAAAUCGAAGAUAACUGCUGUGCUCAGGACCCUGUGCAAAUUGCCAAAUUAACAGGAAUUAAUUGUGCAAGAUCUACCCACAUUUCUUCUCUGACAGCUUUUCUUUUGAUACUAUUCAUAGGUUUUCUAUGAAUAAGCUCAGAGACAGGGAAGGGGUGGAGGAAAACACGGGUCAAGGAAGUUGUACUCUUUCCCUGUGUGAUCAAAGGAAAGAUACUGAAGAAGAACAGUUCUGAUAGGUGUACCAGUGUUUUUCACCGGGGCAGGGAGAGCUGCUCCGAGAGCUUUUCCCUCCAGGCCUGUCUUCCUGGGUGUGCAUUUUGUACAUGGGACUGCUCUAAAAGUAAAAGUCUUGCUGAUGCAUUCUGCCAAUUACUAAUGUUUUCCUCACAGUCACAUUUAUCUGAUAAAACCCUCUGAUAACUGUAGCUCGUACUGGAGAGAUCUGGUCUGUGCUCUCGCUCUCUUCAGAUGGAAGAGCGUUUUUCUAGAAGAUAGCCAUGGCCCAGCUCUGGUUAAUACAUUUAGUCCUUUAGUAGUCUUCUGGUGAACGUUUCCCCUUGAGGUGCAGUAGAAAACUGUACCUGUUUUCCAAGUACUUACUUAGCUGUCUGGAGCUAAGCUUGAGAUACGUAGUUGGAAACGAGGAGGAGAGAUGGAAGUGCCAAAGGAAUGGCAAAGCUUGCAGGUCUAAACAAGCAAAGCUCGCUUGGUGCAAUUUGAAUUAAAGCAGAAUACAAAAAAGCCUCUUCUAUAAAAUCAAGCUGGUUGCUUCUUAUCUGGUGUGCAUUUUAUAUGGUGAAGUUGAGUCACUCUUGCUGAGAGAGCGUUUUAAGAACUAUGGUUAAAAAGCUUAGAUACUUUGGCACAGUGUGAUUUGCAAACUUAUGUAACUGGUAUGUUUUUGAAUGCAGCUGUCAAUAAGAGAUCUGAUUGCACUUUUCCCUUUUUAGUGGAACAAGGAAUAUAAAGGAGCUACUUUCACUUAAUGACCUAAACAUAAGUAAUUUAAGAAUAGCAUAUUUCAUACUAAAAUAUCAGCUUUGAUACUGGCUUUGUUUUCACAUGCUCUGAUGCUAAUUUAAAAUAUUAGCCAUUAGCCAAUGCUAAUGUAAAAGUGCAUUUACAUAAUUACAAGUUAUUUACAAACAAGUAAGCUUUGGAAUGGGAAGUUCUGCAAAAUAACUAUUUGUUUUGUCUCUGCAGACCUGCAACUCAUCUUAAUAAGGCUUGAAUAAUAUUGUUUGAAGUCGAGACAACAGCAGCUUAGCAGAGCUACACCUGAGCUAUGCAACAUGCCUUGUUACUGUUGUGUGUAGUUGUCUGUUGCUUCUCCAUUCUCUUAAACCAUACCUCACUUCUUUCCUUAAACAUUGGUGGAUCUGUAUAAUCUGUAGCUCUUCUUAAAUGAUUAAACCUGUGGUCAGAUUUAUUCUUUUGAAAAUUAAGCUAUUUCUGAAUGUUGGUUUGUUGUUGGAUUCUUAAUUGGUUUGAUUUGUGUUUGUCAUAUGAUCCGUAUUUCAGUUAAAAGCAGCAGGAUAAGAAGUAAACUUCUCUAAAACUUGAGUAUGUUUAACUGUAGUGUUCUUCAUUGAAAGAAUGACAAAUUGCAAACUACAAAGUACAGGUAGAAAUGUGAUGGAACAGAAAACCUGUUCUUAAAAUGUUUAGGAAGUCCAAUAUAUGUACAUAAAGUUUAAGAGCCGCUGUAUAAAAAGCUGUUUAGAAAGAAUUUGUGUAUUUGAGCCAUGAUGUGGUAUGGAUCUGUGAGGGCAGCAUUGCCUCCUUGGGCCUUCUUGUUGUUGCUCCCUUUCCUGUCUGUCUGUGAAGGAACAACCUCAUAUUUGUUAAGACUUAAUACUGUUAGAGUAAAUCAUUUAAAUCUUUAAGAUUAGAAAGAACAUUGUGAUUGGGAUAGGAGAACAAGUGAGAUACCAUGCUAACUGAGGGAGCGUGCUGAUUUUUGUUCCUGGAUAGAGGUGAUGUCCUGCUGAGUGCUGUAGGUGUUAAACCACUGCUGUAGGGUCUGUCUGUCUCUGCUUCUGUCUGCCAAGCUGUGCUCUUGUUAAGCCACAUACCAAGUUAAAGGUGUCUGUCAAGUCUCUGUUUUUGUAUUUCUCUUUGUGAGUUUAAGCUGAACAGGCCUUUGUUUAACUGGAUGUUCAUUUAAUUUUUUUGUUGUUCUUUUCACAUACCAGCAAAAUUAACUAAUGGUUAUUUCAGCUUGCUACCAGAGUCUGCAGAACAAAGUGUGUUUAUAAAUCUCUCAAACAUUUGCCCUGGGUUUCUUAACAGCUCUUCUAAAAAGGUGUUCAUAUGUGACCAAAACAACAGAAUAAACACUUCCUCCAUCUAUAAAUCAUACCAAUGAAGUAAGCUUCUGCUGUUUAGAAUGUAAACUUUAGAGCAGUGUAUUAGCAAAAGAGCAUGUUAGGACUAAUAUGAAGGGAAAACAAAGCUGGCUGAUCAGGUUUCAGUAUUGAAAUUUGGAGAAAUGCUAAAAGUUUGCCCAUAAAGGAGAAAGUAUCAUGGAAUCAUAGUCUUUUCCAACCUGAGUGAUCUUAAAGAUCAUCAAGUCCAACCACAACCUAACCAUGCUACCCUAACUCUGACAGUGUUAGCUUCUUGGUUGCUAACACCUCAGUUCUUGGUUCAGGUGAGAAUAUUUUAAGGGAUUAAAAAAAUGUCUUAAAUCUUCCAGGAAAAUCACAUGUAAACCCAAGAAACUCAAGUAUAAUGUGACUGUGUUCUGAUAGCUGCAGUUUAAAUAAAGCAAAGCACUUAAAUGUGCUUACGCUGAUACGCAGUGUGCAGCUGAAUUAUGUGAGACUGUUUGGAUGUGUGAUGUAACUCUCAUACUUACGUGCCUUACUGGAUUGUGACCCAGGGGAUGAAAUGUGCUUUCAUGUCUGGGUCUCAACUGUGACUUGAAAGAUUUUCUGUAGCUAUGCUUACCAUUUACACUGUCUGUACUCCUCGUAUGGAAUUUGCAUGGCAGUCUGAAUUCUCCUUGGCCACGUAUUGUGGCUGUUUGUGCAUAACACUCAGCUGGUUUUAGAUUAAGGGAAUACCCUAAAAAUCAGCAGCCAUGGGAGCUGUGUAAUCUGUGCCUAAGCUGUUCGUGUUUGGAGAUGAUUAUAAGGAGUUCGCCAGUUGUCUGCUAAGUUAUGUAAAACCAAUCUUUAGGAAGGGAUUCUGAAUGCAGAGAAAUGUGGGCAGGUGAAUGGUUAAGUAUUAAACUGUAGAACACUGCAUUAAGGGAGAAUCAGUUCCUACCAGUAAAUGAUUUUCUUGUAUUCCUAAUCAAAUACAGUAAGUAUUUUUGGACAGACCCUUCUUACAGAUCCAGUACAGCCUCUGUCUGUAAAGAGCUGUUCUGAGGCUGUCAAGUCAGGCCUGCUGAGCUUAGGAAAUGCUGGCAUUCACACCGCUUAAACUUCUGAAGAGCAGGUGAAUUCCUCAGGGUCCUGGUUCAGUGACCGGGGUAUUUCACACUGCAGCAAGAUCAUGUUUGGGCUCAGGAGAGCACCACCUCCCUGCCUCGUUCAUCACAGGUAACCCUCUUAGCUCUGACUGUGCUGACAGUGCCAGAGGUGAGCUUGGUAGGCUGCUGGGCUCUCAGAGGAAAGCCUUCUGUCCUGGAAGUCCUUGUCUGCACGGAAAGACUACAAUUGACUUUUUUUCCUUGGAUUUCUUUUUUUAAAUAGACUUGGGGAAAAAAAUAUCUGUAUUCUAGCAGUCAUUUACCGUCCUCUUAAUGAGAGAGGAAUGCUAGGGAUGUGAGGGCAAAAUGGCUUUGUUAAAUAAAAGCUCUCUGCGUGUGCAGAUGACAAACUCCAGCUUUUCCUAAGCUUUGAGGAUUUGACUUCCAGGUCUUACUGUGCUUCUGGCAUCGUUUUGAUGUAAUUUCCUUGCAAGCAAGGCCAGGUUACAGCUGUGCACUUCAGAACAUUUCCUAUUUUAUUCCUGUUUUACUCUCAUGUGUAGUCAGCAGGUUUUAAGUCUCGUGUGCUGCUUUUCAUGUAUCCUCACCAGAAUAGUGGUAGUGUUGCUGUGAUUACAACCACAAAUAUGUUCUCACAAAAUUAAAGAGUCUGGAGAAUGGUAUCUCACAUUGAGUUGUUUCGUAAUAUUGAGUACUUGGCUUUGCAGGAAAACUUGUGGCCCUCAUGGAAACAUCUUCUAAUCACGAGAUGAGUACUCACUGUGUACAACUCGAGGUACAAGGGCUGAAAAUUCAGGAGGAAAUGUUGUAAUGAUUCAAUGCAUCUGAUUUUUUUUCUUUGUACUGUAUACAGCAAUGAUAACACAAUGUCCUUUGUGGUGAAGGUAUCAGUUAAACAGGGCAACAACAUCCAUGACAGAGAAAUGGUGGGGUUCUGUAGGAAUCUGUCUGCCCUUACAUUUACAUAACCACAACUGGCAGUACUGCAUGACUCUAACUGUAAACGAAAACAAAGUGCUGGUUUCCUGAGUAGGAAACCAUUUCAUCGUGUGUGUGUGUGUAGGUUUGUUUUGCUGCAUUUCGGGAGUGCUUCAAUUAGUGCAUUUGCUGUUGUGGUGUCUUUUAAAUUAUUGUUAGCCUCCGCUUAGCUGCUCUGGUCUGUAGAGGUCAGCUACCCACAAAUUUCUCUUUCCUCUUUUGGGUAAUGGUGGCAUGGGCUGAACUCAAACCCUCUGGUUGUUCUGAAUAGGGUUAGCUGAAGUUGGUGAAAACAAACGCUGUUUUGUUGUGUUUUCUUUUCUUUCUGACUCAGAAAUCACAGUGAAAUAGUGUGGUUCUUCCACUAAAGAAAACAUUCCUCUAUAAAUCUUCAGUAUAUCUUUCUGUAAAUGGCAAGUACUGUUUAGUUGGUAAUACUAGCAGGGAGCAAAGAUGCUGAGACUUCAAGCUGUGAAUGAGAGAUCGAAAGAAUGAAGUUUAAAGAACAGUUUCAUUCAGCUGUUACUUGAAGUGUUUGAUACGCUCAGAUCUAUUCAAUUCUUGGACUUGCAGUGGGUUAUUUGUACCCAAGUAAGAACUGGAUGUUAGGCCCACAGUGCACAGGAAUGGGGUAAUACUCCUGAUGGUGGUGGUAGGCGAUGCUCUGUUGGUAUUAUAAAUACUGGAGAAAUUAGAGUUUGGCUUAUAUGACAGCCUGACUAUAUUUCUGCAUGCUGUCUUUCUCUCUUCCCUCCCCCCAGCUCCCUUGUAUGUGUUUUGGUUCCUGUGAAGCUGCAGUGCUGUGCAUGGUUCUAUUGCUGUAACCACAUUAAUGCUGUGUGCUCUUCCUGAGAAAUCUUUGAUUGGAUUGGAAUUAUUUUCACUUUUUUUGCUUUGCUCUUUCAAAAACUGUGGAUCUUGCUGCAGCUCAUUGAUUGCUGUAUAAAAUGAAGUAGGGCUUUUCUUUCUCCUGACUUGUGUCUCACAUAGAGUGUUGCUUCCUUGGAUCUCACAGUUCCUUUCUACAGUGCUUUCCUCAAUGGGGCUUUGAAUUUUGGCUGUAGCCUGCAGGAGUUUGUUUGCUAUUAACAAAGCAUUUGUUUAAUCUGUGCCUUAAACGGGUGCCUUUUGUUUAUCUUCCAAUGCUUUUCUUUAAAAAGAAGUCUUUGAAAAACGAGGUAUAACCAUAAAGGUGCUGCAACUAAACAGCAUAUGUGGGGGGGGGGGGUUCUGCUUGUUAAUUUUUUCUAACAAGAACCUUGGAGUUUUCAUUCCUCUCCCGCAGUUCAGACAGCAGCCUAUGAAUUUAUGCAGAACUACUUCAUUGAUUUUCAGAGUACUUGCAAAUGUCACUUUGGUUGGCUACGUAAUUUUUCAUAGCGAUUGGUCUGCUUGUACUUUGAUAAUGCUGCCUCGUGCUUUUUAUGUUCUCCUAUCUCUGCUUUGUAGCACAAAUGUUUAGGAGGAAGCAAGAAUUCUCUCUGGGCCAAGAAAUAUUCCCUUAAUUGUAUUCUGAGAGUGCCAGUUGUGCUGGGAUUGUGAUGUGUACCUGGGAUUUGUGGAUGCAAGUUGUAUCCCUCUCCAAAUCAAUUCAGUGAUUAUUCUAUUCCCAGCAGCAGCCCAGGUGAUGCUGAGAAGUAGUUAUUUUCUUCAGCAACUGACCAGAGUGAAAAAUAACUCCAUAAAGAAAUCUUGAAGCUACGUCACUCUUUCAUAAUUAAUGCAGGAGUGAUUUGUAAGGUAAACAGUUUUUUUCCACGUUCAGAACUUUCUUUUCAGAAAACCAGAUUACAUACAACUUCAGAGAGAGUUUGGACUUCAACCAGCAUACAUACGUAUUGUAACAGCUCCUAGUUGAACCUUGGAACAGGUUUGGUUGUCUGGAGAAAGGGUAGAUAACAGCAUAAGAUGAUGCUUGAGGAGGGGGGGGGAGGGGUAGACAUCCUUGCCUGUGACUGCCUGUUUCUGGGAACUUUGGAGUUUGGCUUUUUUCUUUCCUUUUCGUCACAUUAACCUUUCCAGCUGUCUGCCUUCUCCUGCUCAGCUUUUCCACCAUAUGCCAUAGCAUAGCAACAACAUCUGUCCUAAAAAAAAAAUAAUCAUUAAUGUUCUUAACUCAAUGAGAAGUUUCUCCUAUCUGCAGUUAUCUUAACAAACUUCAGUGCAGUCUACAGUUCCAUCUCUGAGAAGAAAGUAUACUGAUGGGGAAAUAGCAUUACUCCUUGUUUACUGAAAUAGGACUGUUUCUGUAUUUUAUUUCUUGUCCUGGUUCUUUUUCAGAGACAAUUCACAUCUCUGAAUUGGCCAUCUAUUCCUGCAUUUGAAAGUACACAUUCAGAAGCAUCAGCUCAGAUUUUCAGUACUUUAUUGAUGUUGGUGAGCUGUGAAUGCCAGAAACUCAUCGUACGGCCUCCAAUAGUUCUGAAAUAGUUUCAUUGGCAUAAAGCUUUUUCAUGACUUCAUUCAGCCCAUGACUGUGGUGUAAUUAUGUCUCCUCAUCCACGUGUUCUGUUUUAUUUUAGUCAUUCUUCUGAUCCUCUGACAUGUUAUUUGGUAAUGUCAAUUGAUUUGGUGCAUCCAGUAUGUACUCGUUUUUCAUUCAGCAGGAGCUAACUUGGGAAAUGGUUCCAUAUUUGCACGAUGACGUGCUCACUGCUUACUGCAUCCUGCCUGCUUAAGGCAGGGGAGAAGUGCCACAAAUCUGGUUGGAGCUGAAUGGAUCGAAUGCCCCUUCUCUAUUCAAUAGCAACCUGAAGGAAAGUCAUCAUGGGAGCAUUUUUAGACAAGCCAAAGAUGGAGAAGCAUAAUGCCCAAGGGCAAGGGAAUGGGCUUCGUUAUGGUCUGAGUAGUAUGCAAGGCUGGCGAGUCGAAAUGGAGGAUGCACAUACAGCUGUGAUUGGUUUGCCAAAUGGACUUGAUGGAUGGUCAUUUUUUGCUGUAUACGAUGGGCACGCUGGAUCACAGGUUGCCAAGUACUGCUGUGAGCAUUUAUUAGAUCACAUCACAAGCAACCAGGAUUUUAAAGGGCCAGAUGGGCCACCAUCUGUGGAAAGUGUAAAGAGUGGCAUCAGAACAGGUUUUCUGCAAAUUGAUGAACACAUGAGAGUCAUCUCUGAGAAGAAACAUGGUGCAGACAGAAGUGGGUCAACAGCUGUGGGUGUCAUGAUUUCUCCCCAACAUACAUACUUCAUCAACUGUGGAGACUCAAGAGGUUUACUUUGUAGAAACAGGAAGGUUCACUUCUUCACACAGGAUCACAAACCAAGCAACCCACUGGAGAAAGAGCGUAUACAGAAUGCAGGCGGCUCUGUGAUGAUUCAGCGUGUGAAUGGCUCUCUUGCUGUUUCAAGGGCACUCGGGGACUUUGAUUACAAAUGUGUCCAUGGGAAAGGUCCUACAGAACAGCUAGUCUCCCCAGAGCCUGAAGUUUAUGAAAUUGAGAGAUCAGAAGAAGAUGAUCAGUUCAUCAUACUGGCUUGCGAUGGUAUCUGGGAUGUUAUGGGAAAUGAAGAGCUCUGUGACUUUGUAAGAUCCAGACUUGAAGUCACUGAUGACCUUGAGAAAGUUUGCAAUGAGAUAGUUGACACCUGCUUGUACAAGGGAAGUCGAGACAACAUGAGUGUGAUACUGAUCUGUUUUCCGAAUGCACCAAAGGUAUCACCGGAGGCGGUGAAAAGAGAGGCAGAGUUGGACAAGUACCUGGAAAGCAGAGUAGAAGAGAUCAUAAAGAAGCAGGGUGAAGGAGUGCCAGACUUAGUCCACGUGAUGCGUACGUUAGCAACUGAGAGCAUCCCAAACCUCCCGCCAGGGGGUGAAUUGGCAAGCAAACGGAGUGUAAUUGAAGCUGUUUAUAACAGACUGAACCCCUACAGGAAUGAUGAUACUUCUGGAUUAUCCAGAAACUGCUGUAACUAUGGGCACUCCAGACUUUAAAGGGCUCCUUCUUUUUUCUUUAAGGAUUCUGCCUCAACUGAUGAUAUGUGGUAAAACUGCUCAUCUAGCUGUGGAGUUCACGUUUCAUUCUUCAAAUGAAAGUGCAGCCCAACCUCAGUGACCCUUCUUAACAUCCAUCCUCAAUAUUAAUUAAAGAAGGGAGUAUGAUGUGUUGGUGAGAUUGACUGCAGCAGAAAACUACAGCAGUACGACAUCUAGCCCAGGAACUGAUCUUUUUAUGUAAAACAGACUUCUGUAAACGUGAUUUCAAACCAUAAUCCAUGUUGUAAAUCAGACUCCAGCAAUUUAUGUUGUAUGAUUUUGUUUUUUUUGUAAAGUGCAAUUGUCUUUGUACAAAACGCUCAUAUUUAAUUAUGAACUGCUUUAAAUCACUACAAAGGUUAGAAGAAAUGUUUGACUUGUGUGAUGCAACAAUAUAUAUCCCUUUAAAUUCAUGUUGUGGUUUUGGAUUGCAAGGAGCAGCAGCCUAGCCAGCUAGGUGCUCAAGAGGUGCACAAAACUGUAAAGAUAAUGUUUUAUCUUCUAUGAAAGCUGAUCUUGUGGGCGACUUUCCCAAAAUCACAGUAGUGAAUUUGCUUGGCAAUGGAAAAACAAGAGAGUAGUGCACGUUCUUCAACAAGCGGAUCUUGUUCUCUCAGAGGUACUCCUGCUCUCACAUUGAGUUGAAGGGAGUUCUGAUUUCGACUUCGGUGGGAGUUAAAUCAUGCCCUAUUAAUAGUAUCAUGUGUUCAUAAGCAUAUGAACCUCGAGAUUAGAAUGCCUCGAUUCUCUGCACCUCUUUUCAUUAACCCUUACCUGAAAGUACGAAUCACUGAGCACAAACAGGCAGCUUUCUACAUACCGUAGGAGUCUGCAGCAUUUUUACAAUCUUAAUUGGCUGGAUCUGCUGCUGUUCCAAGUGAAAUACUUUGAAUUCCAUUUUAUCAAUAAAGCUUGGUUUAACAAACAAGAAAUUUAUCCAUAAAUGUGUAAUUCCUUUUUUCCUGCCUUUUAAAAUGUCAGUGCCAUUGUAAAUGAUCUUUUACACGUGGAAGAAUAUUUUUAUUAAUUGGUAGCCCAUUUGUAAAAUGGGAAGAGUUUUGAUUAUUGCCCAAGACAUAGCCAUAUGGUAGGGGGUGAAGUGGGAUUAAUCUGUGACCCUGUUUUUUUACGAGUAUGGAUUUUUUCAGGCUUCUUUUCUCCCCACUGGAGAUGUGCAUUGGUUUGAAUUUGCCUACUGUUUGAUAAAAAAUACAUUUGUCAAAGCCUGACAAUCUUUAACAUUUUAUGGUGUGUGUUUUUAAUUGACCCACUUACUUACAACGAGAGACUAGUGGUUAAACAGUACUUGUGAUUAGAGAUAUAGCAUGUUGAUGAUAUCUAACUGUUUGUUGUUUAAAAUUCUAAUUUAAAAUUUUAUGAGAGAAGAAACUAAGUUGAUUUCAGGUUAGCUUUCUCCCAUUGAACAUGCAAAAUUAAGUUUUGAAGUCAGUCGUGUUUGCAAAACUGCUGUUUUGUGCACCUUGUGUUGUCUUUUUGGUUGCGUGUAUUGUACUUAAUAUGUAGUUUACUCAUUUAGUAGGCAGAUUCCCCCAAAAGGAAAAUCAGUAAAGCAAGUAGAUUGUAACAUUUACUGCAGUUAAACAGAAUCAAAACUUGGUGUAUAAUUAUUUUGAUAGGACAACGUAGUACAAUGCAUUUUGCUGUGUGUCUUUCCCUAACUUUGAAAUACACAUAUUUGUAUAUAUAGCCUUAAAACUAAUGCAGAGUUAGGGAGCACUGAACAGUGAAAAAGUAACUUAUAGUGUCUUGGAACUAAGUAUAGUAUAUACCAGCAAACUUUUCUUUUUAUCCCUCUUGUCUGUGUGGGGUGCUUAAAGCGUAACUUCAUUGUAUUCAGUUUGUAAUCUGUUGGAGCAUGAAUGAAGAAAACAUAAGCACUAUUUGUAUUUAUAAAUUUCUAGCAGUUUUUGCUUAAAGAACCAGUUCCUUACCUACCUAUGAAUAAAUGCUUAAAAUGUCUAAUUUUGUUGUAGAGUGCAAAACUAUAAUAACGUUAAGUUAUAGCUUCACAGGCACCUAAUUAACAGGCGUAUUUAAUGAUACAUGGCGUGUUAGUGCAAAAAGCUGAACGCAAUUUAGGACUAGGCAGAUAAGGUUCUGUCCUUCUUCAUAUAGACUGAAGUUCAGGUUUGGAAACUGCAAAACCUCGAACUGGACUGGGGAAACCUUUUCCGUUUCAAACUUGUAAAAAUCAGAAGCAAAACUGUGGUGUGUAAAGCCAUACUUCAUAAUCGCUUAAACUGUCUCAGUGACAAAUGGGUAUAGUUGAAGCCUCUUCCUGUGAGGCCUCCUGAAGGUUAGGAAGAUCGUACCUCUGCUGUUGUGACAGGUGCUGUAACUGGGAUUGAGGGCAGUGGCAGAAAGCCCGUUUCAGGCCUUUCUCCCUCCCACCUCUGUUCAGCGUUUUGAUGAGGUCAGAGCACUGAAUCUAUUACGUAUGCAUCGACACUGCCGUUUUAGAUACAGAUUUUGAUUACAAAAUACACUAAUUAUGUAAAGCAUCCUAGAAAAGAGGCAAGCUGUACUUUUCACUGCUCUGAAAAAGAAAAAGGCACUUUUGCACGUUUGUGCAUCUCCUUCUUGCACCAGAAACUUUUCUUUAAUGCUAAAAACAUUAGCACCUCAGGGCAAGGCAGCAAGUUUUUCUUUCUGAAGUACUGUGUGCUAUUUAUUUCCCUCGUGGGAAAAGAUUCCUGUGUGACAAAAAUGGAAAUUGUGUGAUGUUAAAAGAUGUAUUUUUAAAUACGUGUUCAAAUAGGACGGUCCCAAUUUGAUAUAUUUGUAAAGCUACUUCGCUCUCUAUGCCGUGCAACUUUGUUUUCCUUCUACAUUGAACAGCUUCACUGGCUUCAGUUUCCUGUGAGCUUUGUUGCAGUCAGAUUAAAUGUUUCACUUGGUCGUUCUGAGAAAAUACUGCUUUAUAGACAACUGUUUCAUAUAAUUCUCGCUAAUUCAGCAUUGAAAUACGUUCAAGACAGAAGCUUCUUCUAAAAUUGUGAUUUAAAACCAGUGUUGGAUUAACUAAGUGUGGUUAUGUUAAGCAGGGCUCCAGACUUGCAAGGCUUUGUAAAUCCAUUGUGUCAGUCGCAUCCUGGUACCCGCAGUGGGCACAGAUCAGCGGGUCCUGAGCAAGCAGUGGCCUUUCAGCUGGCCUACACUUAGGUAGUCUGUAAGCAGCUCUACAGAGCCCCUGAUGCGUGGCCAUCCCUCAGUGUGAUCUCCAGCAGAAGUCAGAAUUGGAGAUGGAAAUUAUGCCUUCUUGUUAUUAACCUAUGCCGAAUUGUGGUAAUUCGAGGUUGUCUCAUGCUAGCAAGAUGCCUACAGAAUAUUAAACAGCAGAUGAGGAAUUGUAGCACUGACCUUGGUGAUUCAUGCAGGUACCAAAGUCGUUCAUCUUAAUAUGUGCUUAGGAUACUGACUUGAAUGGCAAUGAAAUUGUUUACUGUGGAACUGAUACUGUCUCAGCUGUAUAGGUUAAAAUCUGAGCCAUUUUGAUUAGUUCAAGAAUUGGAAACUUCAGGGUGAUUUAGUAAAACUGGGGAGUAGUUUGCAUUGCAGCUGAUACCCUGCUAAGAAUCUCAUUUUGACUUGUUACACUGGGAUAAUACAGGCUUUCUGUUGCAUUUUGUUUUUUUAAUAACUUAUAAACUAAGGAUAUGGUUUCAUGAUGAACUAAUAUCAAGACUGAGCUAUUGCUGUAAGUUUCCUUCCACUGCCCGCUUUGUGUCAGCAGUAGUGCUUAUGUGACUGUGCAGUUAUGAGAGGGAGGGGAGACCGAGGCCUGUGCUCUUCAGCUCGGAUAAGUGGAUGUUCCAAGUACCUGGUGCUAGCGCUGGGAAGGCAGGGCUGUGACCCGAGGAAUGGAUGCAGCACUCCUUCUGCCACAGCUGGGGAAAUCAGAGCCUCAGUGCAGAUAAAUGACGGACUUACAUAGGAAAUAUCAGAGCCUUUGCAGAUCUUUCUCCACACUGUGCUUAAGACAAAUAUUUUACCUUGGUCAGCAUUCUUUUACCUGAAACUGGAAUCAUGAAACUUUGAGUUUAAUGUCUUGUAUGGGAGCUCCAUGCUGACAAAUGUACUUUUUAUUAACUGUCUGUGUUUGUAUGCAGCUCUGUCCCAAGAGAGAGAUGAUAGCAUGGCUGUCACAAUUAACGAAAAGGCUCUUAGAGUUUACCAUAUUUCAGUGUACAGCAGGAUUUCAUCAUGUUAAGAUGUUCACUUGAAUUUCUACGAGUGCAUUCUUGAACUGCUGUUUGGCCACAUCACUUGGUACAUUUAAAUUUCUUGGUAUUUAAACUUGGCUAUUUCAGCAACAGGUGAACCUUUAGUCAAACAUUACCCUUUUUCCUCAUCAUUGGGCAAAUACAAGAUUUUAAUAAAAACCUGAUGUACCUGGCUUAGAUUAAGAAACAGCAGAACUGGGUAGAGCUGGGGAGCCCUAUUCCCUUAGGAAUUGGAAUUGUUACUCCCUGCCAAGCUUCUGGAGGUGUAAAAAUGUCUUCAGGAUAGCUGCUAUCACUCCUUGUUCCGGCAGCUGUGUGCAUUUGAGAUGAUCAUGACCCAAGCCUUCAUAUGACAUUACAGGGUGCAAAGUCUCUACUUGACUGGAUAGAUUUUUAACUCUUUAAGUGGUAAGAAGAGGCUCCACAUGUGAAUUUCUGGGGUGUUGUAUCGCAUAAAAUGAAUGCAAUUCCUUGAGUGAGCCAUUAAAAUACAUAAAAACAGAAUGAAAUUUGCAGGUAGCAAUCUGGGCUAAGUAUUUUGGAUAGAGCAGUGUUGAUCAGAGGAUGCAGCCUUCUGGUGAGCUCUUCCUGGGCUGCUUCUGGAGCACUUGCACAGUCUGCAGCUCAGACAUUGCCUUUGGAAGCUUUUUGUACCCUUGUUUUGCUUCAUACUGGUGUUGCUUUGUGAAUGAGGUAGCAGUCACCUGGGCCAUGGCAUUUGGUCACAGAAGCUCAAGAGGCUGCAGGAGAACUUAAAGCUUUUGUUUGCAAUGGUAGACAGCUAAAUGCUUUCAAGUACAAAAAGAACCGCCAGCAUGCUGAAAAUUAGGUUUACAUCACCUCCUGCUGAAAAUGGAUUUCCAGGAGAAUCCUACGAAAUUUGCUUAGUACAUGAAAAAGUCAGGCACUUUAAUCUGAUUACGUUGUAGUUGUCGACUUGUAGCAAGCCAUAUCUUUAUUUCAUUUUCCUUUCAGGUAGCAGUAAAACAGUUUUCUUUCUUAUCUCUAAUGUAACAGUGCCUACAGGAUCCUUGCUUCCCAGCUAGGAGUCCAGGAGCUGUUGUGGUGUCUUAGGAAAGGGCUUCUGAGGAGGUGCGUGUUAUUUACAACAAAAAUCUUAGCCUUCGCAGGCACAGAAUUUGGAAAAGUGAGCUUAACAUAAAGAACGCCUUCUGUGGGAUUAAUGACAUAGUUUGAGAAUUUCACAACUUCAGUGAGAUGGGAUGAUAGGUCAGACUUCAGGUUUAUGUAUGUUGUUAUGCCUAACCAAACUUUUAUGUUUAACUCGUACUGAUUCCCAUCUGAAUGCUUUUUAAAAUAUCUUCUAUGUUGAAAUAAAAAUAAAGUAGUAAGAGAGGGAGAAAACCAAUGCUCCUUUCUACUGUAUAACCAGCAAUUUGUUUGCAGGGAUGAGUGCUGUGUCAGACGGUAGCAUUUUUCUCUAAGAGCACUGCAUCCACACUUCCCAGCUCACUCAAUAGCACUGAGCCAAAACUGACGUUCAUGUGUGCUUCCAUUAACUGUAUGGCUCUGAAGAGCUGGUGGAACCACGUGUUCUUGAUGGCUGAAGUAGGCAGGGCUCUUGACACGUAUUGUGAGUGAGCCUCCAACGCAAGGGAAAUGCCAUUGUGAUUUCUCUUGAGAAGUGUCUUUGUGAAUUAAAAGGAGAAAACAGACUUGCAGGUCAGAAAACAUUACGUACUUUUACUUCUCUUGAUACUUGUAGGCUGAGGUCUCCAGAGUUUAGUUUCAUCUGUAUCGCUGAAUUCAACUCAGUUUGAGCAAUGGAAAUGCUGGUUGCCUAUUUCAUUUUCACUGUUGGGUUUUCAGGCUGCAGCACAGUAUUUCAGUUUACACUGCAAGGGAAAAUGGAACUUAAGUGAUCUUAGGAAAAUGGAAGUGCAUACUUAACAACAGCCUGCUGAUGUUGGUGGAGAGUCGCUCCCAAUACACAGAGUUUGCACGAGUAUUGUUGCAGCCUUAGCUGUCCUACUUCUGUUGGGAGUUAAAUGUAAUCAUUAUUUGGAUUUGGUUUUGAACAAAGAUUUCAAAGCCGAAGGGGAAGAAGGUGACAGUCCUAAAGCGAAGCGGUAGAUUAAUUAGAAUUAAUAAUGUCCUAAUUCUUUGAGUAUGCAAGUCAGCAGUUUUUUCCUUUUAAAACAUCAGAAGGACAACAUUUAAGAGGUUCCGGUCUUUCAUGCACUGUUUUUUGGCUUUAAGAAUAAAAGGAUGGAACCCAAAAUGAAUUACCUGGGAUGGGAAUGCAAAGAGGCCCUAAACCCUUAGGAAUAAAUGUGCUGAAUAUGCAGAGCAUGGUUUCCACGUCCAUUAAUGGAACUACUGAAAACAUCAGUGCUGGCAUUUUAGGGAGCUUUUGUUCUUGCUGAGUGUUUGAUGCUGGACCCUCAAGUCUGCCGAGUGUGAAACUCUCAGACAUGUAAAUGGGAAGCUGGGCAUUAUGCGAUGUUCCCCAGUCUGCAAGGUGCUGGAGGAGCCGUUCCCAUGCCUUCUGCUGCUUGCUGCCAUAGGAACAGCUUGAUGCUGGAAACUGGGAUUUCCUACCGUCUGUUGCUGGUGUUGUGAUUCACGACGACUAUGAGUACCAAGAGUAGAGUUGCAUUUAUUAACCAGGUCUAACUUUUUGGUGCCAGGAAUCUUGUUUGUAGAGGGCGUGCUGAGUGUUGCAAGUGUUGAUAGCUAGUCGUGCCAGGCAGUUCAGUGCUCAGGUAACUGAAUCACUGGUGACAAGGGGUUAAUAGGAGACACGAGCCUAGGUUCUCCUGGCCAGGGAAUAUGGAUAAUUGAGAAGUGAGUCUAUAGCAUUUCCAGAGCUGGCUGCUUCAUUAAUGUUUCAAAGCAGAGAUUUUGGUUUUUAGCAUCUGUCUUGUUACUAAGGCUAUGUACAAACAUGCUGAAUUAGAGAGUUCUCACCUGUCUCCUCGCAGCGUUAACUCCACGUCGUACCAUGGAAGUCUCGUUUGUAGUGACAUGCUGUGCCUGUCUUUUUAGAAGAUUCAUGACCUCUUUAUAUCUAUUUUGUGGAAAGUGUAACUUUUUCAUCGAUGACUUGUAUAAAUGUGUGUUACAAAUGGAGAGAUUUAAGCUUGAAAAGCAUGUUUGCAGAAUACACGGCUUCGUUAUGGAAUUUAUAAAUUUAACAGAGUAAUAUACCAGAGCAUAACUAUUUUCCUUAAGUAGAAUGUAUAACAAUAUAUAAUAAUUUAUUCUCCACAUAAUUCACCAAUAUUUACAGUUUUACACAAUUCAAACUGUGUGUUUACAGAAAGUUCAAUAAAUGUAUAUUUUGUACUAUGUACAGAUUCCUGGUCCCAAAGAAAAUGUGUGAACUUCUUAGUUUCUAACUAAACUUUUGAGAUUGUACCUUUCUUUUUUGGUUUGGAAUCAGUUGAACGAACUGCGUUACGCCUGUUGAUGGUGGAGGCUUGCUUUGGAGUAAAUGGGAAUUGGAAAUAUUUCUAAUCUACAAAAGUGAUUCCACUAAAUAAAACAGGCAAUGACCUUG